CUCCUUCCUCCCCUCCCGCCGCCGCCUCCUCCUCUUCCUCCUCCUCUCCGGCUGCACAAAGAGCAACAGUGAAGGCCCUGGCUUGCCUUUAAAGGCAGCGGCUGGAAAUUUAAGGUGUCCCAGAGCCAUGUCUCUCCACAGCGCUCCUCGCCGCACCCCCCGGAUAAAUGGUUGUUGCGGUUCCUCACCCCGUAGGUCUCGGGCGGUUGGGCUGCCGUUAAUUGCACUUGGGUUUGUUUUGGACUGAUCAGCAGAGAAACUGAUACCGUUGCUCUGGGGUGGGAAAGGCCAGCAGUCUGUGCGAGAGAACCAUGUCUGUUCGGGAGUCAUUUAACCCAGAAAGUUAUGAACUGGACAAGAGCUUCCGCCUGACCCGAUUCACUGAACUGAAAGGCACAGGCUGCAAAGUGCCACAAGAUGUGUUACAGAAACUGCUUGAAUCUCUACAAGAAAACCAUUUUCAGGAAGAUGAACAGUUCCUGGGGGCAGUUAUGCCCAGGUUGGGAAUUGGGAUGGAUACUUGUGUUAUUCCAUUAAGACAUGGAGGUUUGUCGUUGGUCCAGACGACAGAUUAUAUUUAUCCUAUUGUGGAUGAUCCUUAUAUGAUGGGACGGAUAGCGUGUGCCAAUGUCCUAAGUGACCUUUAUGCCAUGGGGGUCACAGAAUGCGACAACAUGUUGAUGCUCCUUGGAAUAAGCAAUAAAAUGACAGAUAGGGAAAGAGACAAAGUGAUGCCUCUAAUUAUCCAGGGUUUCAAAGAUGCAGCAGAAGAGGCAGGAACAUCUGUUACUGGUGGCCAAACAGUGUUAAAUCCCUGGAUUGUUUUAGGAGGAGUGGCCACGACAGUCUGUCAGCCUAAUGAAUUUAUAAUGCCAGACAAUGCAGUGCCAGGAGAUGUGCUUGUAUUAACUAAACCCUUGGGAACACAAGUGGCUGUAGCUGUCCACCAGUGGCUAGAUAUUCCAGAAAAGUGGAAUAAAAUCAAACUAGUGGUAACGCAAGAAGAUGUAGAACUAGCAUACCAGGAAGCAAUGAUGAAUAUGGCACGACUGAACAGAACAGCUGCUGGACUCAUGCACACUUUCAAUGCACACGCAGCUACAGACAUCACAGGCUUUGGAAUCCUGGGGCAUGCACAAAACCUUGCCAAGCAGCAGCGAAAUGAGGUGUCCUUUGUUAUUCAUAACCUUCCUGUUCUUGCUAAAAUGGCUGCUGUCAGUAAGGCUUGUGGCAAUAUGUUUGGCCUCAUGCAUGGGACUUGUCCAGAGACUUCAGGAGGCCUCCUCAUCUGUUUACCACGAGAACAGGCAGCACGUUUCUGUGCCGAGAUCAAGUCUCCAAAAUACGGCGAAGGUCACCAAGCAUGGAUUAUUGGCAUUGUAGAGAAGGGCAACCGCACGGCCAGAAUUAUAGACAAACCACGAAUCAUUGAAGUUGCACCACAGGUGGCCACUCAGAACGUGAACCCAACGCCUGGUGCCACCUCUUAAUAUUUAGAUGAAAUAGCUGUUUGUUUUUAAAUAGAUCUAUUCCUUUAUCAUCCUACAAUUUAAAGAACUGUAAAAAGAAAAGAAAACUUGUUGUGUCUGCACAUCUGGCGGCCUUAGGUCAGUUUAUGAGUGGAUACAAUUAAUAAAAUAAAAUCCAUUGCCUUUU
Athene cunicularia (burrowing owl) is the source of this 1656-nucleotide messenger RNA. RefSeq names its product selenophosphate synthetase 1 (gene SEPHS1). NCBI's taxonomy places the organism in Eukaryota, Metazoa, Chordata, Aves, Strigiformes, Strigidae. Gene Ontology annotation, cellular component: cytoplasm. Gene Ontology annotation, biological process: L-selenocysteine biosynthetic process. The transcript is spliced from 9 exons. The coding region runs from base 312 to 1490 and encodes 392 amino acids. Gene Ontology annotation, molecular function: selenide, water dikinase activity; ATP binding. The record is from RefSeq and is a predicted model, not a curated record.